CCGAGAGCCCCGAGCGCCCGGGCGGCGCGCCGCGCCCCGCCUCCCGCGGCCGGCGGCGGACGAGCUCGCGGCCCGGCCGCCCCCAGCCCCGGCCCCGCCGGCCCCGCCUCCCGCCGAGUGCAUGAGGUUGACGCUACUUUGUUGCACCUGGAGGGAAGAACGUAUGGGAGAGGAAGGAAGUGAGCUGCCCGUCUGUGCAAGCUGCGGCCAGAGGAUUUAUGACGGCCAGUACCUCCAAGCCUUGAACUCCGACUGGCACUCAGACUGCUUCAGGUGCAGCGAGUGUGGCGCUGCGCUAUCACACCAGUACUACGAAAAGGAUGGGCGGCUCUUCUGCAAGAAGGACUACUGGGCCCGCUAUGGCGAGUCGUGCCACGGCUGCUCAGAGCACAUCACCAAGGGGCUGGUCAUGGUGGCCGGGGAGCUCAAGUACCACCCUGAGUGCUUCAUCUGCCUCGCCUGCGGGGCUUUCAUCGGGGAUGGGGACACUUACACGCUGGUGGAACACUCCAAGCUGUACUGUGGACACUGCUACUAUCAGACCGUGGUGACCCCUGUCAUCGAGCACAUCCUGCCCGACUCCCCCGGCUCCCACCUGCCCCACACGGUCACUCUGGUAUCCAUCCCCGCCUCUGCCCAUGGCAAACGAGGCCUGUCCGUCUCCAUCGACCCCCCUCAUGGACCUCCAGGCUGCAGCUCAGAGCAUUCCCGCACUGUUCGUGUGCAGGGCGUGGACCCAGGCUGCAUGAGCCCAGACGUGAAGAAUUCCAUCCAUGUGGGAGACAGGAUCCUGGAAAUCAACGGCACACCCAUAAGGAACGUGCCACUGGAUGAGAUUGACCUGCUGAUCCAGGAAACCAGCCGCCUGCUCCAGCUGACUCUGGAACACGACCCUCAUGAUACACUGGGCCAUGGGCCAGGGUCUGAGCCCAGCCCCCUGGGCUCCCCAUUGUACACCCCCAACCAGGAAGCUGGAGGUUCUGCCCGGCAGAAACCUGUGCUGAGAAGCUGCAGCAUCGACACAUCCCCCGGUGCGGGCUCUCUGGCUUCGCCGGCCUCCCAGCGCAAGGACCUGGGUCGCUCAGAGUCCCUCCGUGUGGUCUGCCGGCCGCACCGCAUCUUCCGGCCCUCUGACCUCAUCCAUGGUGAGGUGCUGGGCAAGGGCUGCUUCGGCCAGGCCAUCAAGGUGACUCACCGGGAGACAGGGGAGGUGAUGGUGAUGAAGGAGCUGAUCCGCUUUGAUGAGGAGACGCAGAGGACGUUCCUCAAGGAGGUGAAGGUCAUGCGGUGCCUAGAGCACCCCAACGUUCUCAAGUUCAUUGGGGUGCUGUACAAGGACAAGAGGCUGAACUUCAUCACCGAGUACAUCAAAGGGGGCACCCUGCGGAGCAUCAUCAAGAGCAUGGACAGCCAGUAUCCGUGGAGCCAGAGGGUGAGCUUUGCCAAGGACAUCGCUGCAGGAAUGGCCUACCUCCACUCCAUGAACAUUAUCCACCGGGACCUCAACUCGCACAACUGCCUCGUUCGAGAGAACAAGAACGUGGUGGUGGCCGACUUCGGGCUGGCUCGCCUCAUGGUUGAUGAGAAACCACAGCCUGAAGACCUGCGCAGCCUCAAGAAGCCAGACCGCAAAAAGCGCUACACGGUGGUGGGCAACCCAUACUGGAUGGCACCAGAGAUGAUCAAUGGCCGCAGCUAUGAUGAGAAGGUGGACGUGUUUUCCUUUGGAAUUGUCCUGUGUGAGAUCAUCGGGCGGGUGAACGCAGACCCUGACUACCUGCCACGCACCAUGGACUUUGGCCUCAACGUGCGGGGCUUUCUGGACCGUUACUGCCCCCCCAGCUGCCCCCCCAGCUUCUUCCCCAUCGCUGUGCACUGCUGCGACCUGGAUCCUGAGAAGAGGCCCUCCUUCAUGAAGCUGCAGCAGUGGCUGGAGUCGCUCCGCAUGCACGUGGCCGGCCACCUGCCACUGGGCCCACAGCUGGAGCAGCUGGAGAGGGGCUUCUGGGAGACGUACCGGCGAGGCGAGAGCGGCCUGCCUGCCCACCCCGAGGUCCCCGACUGAGCCCAGCCAGACGCCGCCCCAACCCCACCCCAGCACCCACCCACACCAGACUCCCACUCCGUCACCAGGCACAGGGCAGCAGCACUCAACCUGUCUCCAGAGCCAAGCCUGGCACAGCAGCGCCCCCUGCAGACCGUGCCCCUGCCCUCUCUGCCCAGGCCCCAGGGCUGUGCACACCCCACCUUGCCCUACCUUACCUCUGCCUCGGUGGGGCCACCCCUCACCUCUCCUUGCAUGAGCUGGGGCCCAGGGAGUUUUGCUCUUGACGCCCACCUGCCACCCACACACAUCUGCCCGCGGUGCCUCUGAGCCCGGCUGGGCUGAGAGGGGCCAGACAGUGUGCCCAGCACCACAGGGGCCGUCCCAGGACCUGAUGCUCCCCCCCCCCACCCCUGGGGUGUCAGUGUAGAAGCAGAUCAUGAUAAAACGCAAAUCUCAGAGAGAGAGAGAAAGGCCCUGGUGCAGGCCUGGCUGCGGCCCCUCCCCCUGCUUUGGGCCUUUUUUUUUUUUUUUCUUUAAAUCAAAGCCACUUUAGUAAGAAGGUACCAGGCCUCAGGGUGAAGAGGGUCCCUGAGGAGGAGGGAAGCCAGGGGGGCCAUGGCUGAGGUUCCUCUCCCAUCCCAUCCUGUUCCCCAAAGCUGCAGCCGCCCCGCCCCUCCCCUGGCAUCCCCCGUCCUCUGGGUUCUUUCUGUGUAAUCUAUUUUUUAAGGAGAGUUUGUAUUAUUUUUUCAUAAGGCUGGAGCAGCAGCUGCUGGGGGCUUGGGGUUUUCUUUCCUUGGCGGGUGGGGGUGGGAGGGCCAUUUUGUCACCUUGCCUCAGUUCAGAUCGGGGACAUUAAAACUGUGAAGCUCUCUCAGUGCACUUUGAACUUGGAAAAGAAUCUGAGCAGGCUAAGAGGGGCGGGACAUGCUCCCCCUGCCCAGAAACCAUGCAGGCACUCGGAACAAUAAAGUCUGUGCCCCCCAGGC
Molecule: messenger RNA, 3033 nt
Organism: Dipodomys spectabilis (banner-tailed kangaroo rat)
Lineage: Eukaryota; Metazoa; Chordata; Mammalia; Rodentia; Heteromyidae
Gene: Limk1
Product: LIM domain kinase 1
Exons: 16
Coding region: 122-2065 (647 amino acids)
Biological process (GO): positive regulation of stress fiber assembly; actin cytoskeleton organization; protein phosphorylation
Cellular component (GO): neuron projection; cytoplasm; nucleus
Molecular function (GO): protein binding; ATP binding; protein serine/threonine kinase activity
Source: RefSeq, a predicted model, not a curated record